Molecule: messenger RNA, 2295 nt
Organism: Necator americanus (New World hookworm)
Lineage: Eukaryota; Metazoa; Nematoda; Chromadorea; Rhabditida; Ancylostomatidae
Exons: 20
Coding region: 1-2295 (764 amino acids)
Biological process (GO): spliceosomal tri-snRNP complex assembly; mRNA splicing, via spliceosome
Cellular component (GO): U4/U6 x U5 tri-snRNP complex; catalytic step 2 spliceosome
Molecular function (GO): protein binding
Source: RefSeq, a predicted model, not a curated record
AUGAUUUUUCUUAAGCCGGCAACAGAUGAUCAGUGCUUCAAAAGACAGAGCUCACACUUGUUCGAUGUACUAGUUGCAGAUCAUAAGCGAUUGUCAGCAACUUUCGGGGGAUGGAAGACUGGUAUCAGUUCUGGCAUAUCGACGGGACACGACCUCGAUCUAAUAAAAAUCGGUCAAGCAAGAAAUAAGAUCAUGGAUAUUAAACUCAAUCAAGUAUCUGACUCCGUUACUGGGCAAACUGUAGUGGAUCCCAAAGGUUAUUUAACAGAUUUGCAAUCUAUGAUUCCUCAAUAUGGAGGCGAUAUCAAUGAUGUGAAAAAGGCGCGCUUUCAUUCAGCAAGAAUGUUGUUGAAAUCUGUUCGGGAGACAAAUCCAAAGCAUCCUCCUGCAUGGAUUGCCAGCGCACGUCUGGAGGAAGUUGUGGGGAAGCUUCAGGUUGCUCGGCAUUUGAUCAUGGAAGGCUGCGAGAAAAACAAAAGAAGCGAAGAUAUUUGGUUGGAGGCUGUCAGGCUACAUCCUCCUGAAACAGCUAAAGCUAUUGUCGCUAAUGCUGUACGUGCGAUGCCACACAGCGUUCGAAUUUGGAUGAAGGCGGCCGACAUCGAGACGGACAUGAAAGCCAAGAAGAAGGUCUUUCGCAAAGCUCUGGAACAAAUCCCAACAUCUGUCCGUCUUUGGAAAGCUGCAAUCGAAUUGGAGGAGCCAGAUGAUGCUAGAGUGCUCCUUACUAGAGCCGUCGAGUGUUGCAGUUCGAGCACAGAGUUAUGGUUGGCCUUAGCACGGCUAGAAACGUACGAAAAUGCAAGAAAGGUUCUGAAUAAAGCUCGUGAACACAUACCUACUGAUCGCCAAAUUUGGUUGUGUGCUGCUCGGUUGGAGGAAACUCGUGGUCAAAAGGAUAUGGUUGACAGAAUUGUACAAAAGGCGUUGACAUCAUUAACGGCCAAUAUGGUGGAAUUAAACAGGGAACACUGGAUGAAGGAUGCAGUAGAUGCGGAAAAAGCCGGCUGUACGCUCACCUGUCAAGCAAUAAUUCGUCAUGUUAUUGGUGCUGGUGUAGAAGACGAGGAUAAGAAGGCGACAUGGCUUGAGGAUGCUGAUUCAUUUGCCAAACAAGGAGCCUUGGCAUGCGCUCGAGCUGUGUAUGUCCACGCACUUAAAAACGUAGAGAAAAGAAAAGGAAUAUGGUUGGCUACUGCUCACUUUGAAAAAACUCACGGAACAAUUGAAGAGUACGAAGCAGUUCUGGCGGAUGCUACUGCGUCGUGCCCUCAAGUUGAGGUUCUCUGGUUGAUGUACGCUAAAUCACGUUGGUUACAUGGGGACGUUGCUGGAGCGCGAGAAAUACUUGCCAAGGCUUUCGAGCACAAUGCAAAUUCUGAGGGAAUCUGGAUGGCUGCUGUGAAAUUGGAAUCUGAAAAUAAUGAGUUUGCUCGAGCUCGACGUCUCCUAGACAAGGCAAGGCGUAAUGCCCCAUCUGCUCGAAUUUGGAUGAAAAGCGCCCGCCUGGAAUGGUGUUUAGGUGAUCUGGACAGAGCGAAGGAGCUGAUUAAAGAAGGGAUGGAAAAAUAUCCUGACUUUGCAAAGUUCUAUAUGAUGCUUGGCCAAAUCUAUCUACAGGAAAAUAGUUAUGACGAGGCAAGGAAAAUUAUAACAGAAGGAAUAAAAAAAUGCCCUGGAGCCAUCCCACUCUGGUUGUUGCUUAGUCGUCUAGAGGAGUCUCAAAAGCAAAUCAUUAAGGCCAGGUCUGAUUUAGAAAAGAACUUGUUUCAUGCUCGUAUUCGGAAUCCGCGAAACGAAGACCUUUGGUUGGAGUCGGUGCGGCUGGAGAUGCGGGCUGGUUUACGUGACCUAGCUUCGGAGAGAUUGGCACGAGCUUUGCAAGAAUGUGAGGGGUCAGGACGGUUGUGGGCAGAAGCGAUAUGGAUGGAAGAGCGACAUGGCCGCCGGGCCAAGUCUGUUGAUGCACUGAAACGAUGCGAACACAACCCGCAUGUGCUCAUUGCAGCAGCUCGUCUUUUUUGGGCCGAAAGAAAGGUGAAGAAGGCUCGUGAGUGGUUCCAGCGAGCCAUCAACGUUGAUCCAGAUAAUGGAGAUGCUUAUGCCCACAUCUAUAAAUUUGAAUUAAUGCUUGGAUCAGAUGAGGAGCAAGAAAAAGUGUUGAAGAAGUGUGAGGAGGCCGAGCCACGUCAUGGAGAGCUGUGGGUGACCGUCUCCAAGGACCCCAAACAUUGGCGGAAGAAAACGGGGGAAAUUCUAAAGACAGUGGUCGCUAAUAUUCCUAUACCAUCAUAA